AUGGCGAAAGAAACCAAGGAUUUGGAAGCCGCCAUCCAUGAUCAAACAAAUCUGGUCCCGUUGAAGGAGAGGCUGACGAUAUUCUUCACCCUCGCCUUUUGCAUGUUUCUAUGUUACGUCGACCAAAAUGGAAUCACUGUACUCCUACCCAGUAUCGCGAGAGAUCUGAAUGCUGCGGAUACCAUCGCCUGGGCUGGCACAUCGGCCCUGAUCGCAAAUACUGUAUUCCAGGUCCUCUACGGUCGCCUAUCUGAUCUCUUUGGUCGCAAGAAAAUCUUCGUCGGAUGUGUCGUAGUAUUGGCUAUCGCGGACUUGGUAUGUGGUCUCACGCCCAAUGCAGACGUUCUGUAUGUUUUUCGCGGAAUAUCUGGUAUUGCCAAUGGUGGCAUCAUUGCUCUGGUAAACAUGAUCAUGUCUGAUGUUGUGACCUUGCAACAAAGAGGCAAAUAUCAGGGUAUCAUUGGAUCAUUCAUCGGACUUGGAAAUGCUGCAGGUCCCUUGAUUGCCGCUGCCUUUACUCAGCAUUCGACCUGGCGAGGUCUCUUUUACCUCAAUGCACCUUUGUGUGUUGUGGCUGCGUGUCUCGCAGCAUGGAUUCUGCCACAGAGUAUGCCCAAAGUCAACUUCCGGGAAACCAUUGUCAAAGUUGACUGGAUUGGUCUCUUUUUCAGUACGGUUGCAAUCAUUCUUAUUCUCAUCGCCAUAUCUGAUGGCGGCCAUGGUACACCCUGGGACUCGGCAGAAACAAUAUCGAUGCUGGUCAUUGGCGGAGUUUGUGCCAUAGCCUUUGUCAUUGUCGAAUGGAAGUUUGCAAAACUUCCGAUGAUGCCAUUGGAGAUGUGGAAGAACAAGUCUGUCGCGUGCAUGCUGGUUCAAUCCUUCUUUCUCGGCAUGAAUUAUUAUUCGCUCAUAUACUACCUGCCGUUGUACUACCAGAACGUUGGUGGGUACGAUGUCAUGAGAUCAGCCGUGCUCAUUCUUCCUCUGGUCUUUGUGCAAGCAACUUUCUCGGCACUUGCUGGACAAUACAUGUCCUUUAUCGGCCACUACAUCGAGGUCAUAUUCGUGGGCUUUGUAUGCUGGACUCUAGGCUCAGGAUUGCUAGUUUCUCUCCGAACCAAUUCUCCCGUCGGCCACAUUGCCGGCUUCAUCAUUCUCGUUGGCUUCGGCUGUGGCUGUACAUUCCAGACAACCAACACUGCGAUGCAAGCACAUUGCCCUAAAUCACAACGUGCAAUCGUCAUCUCGAACCGAAUGCUGUUGCGUCAACUCGGUGGUGCUGUUGGUCUAGCUAUCUGCUCGGCUAUCUCAGGCAACGUACUCAAAUCGAGUCUGCCGCCACAUCUUCAGUAUAUCGCCUACUCGACAUUUGCUGUGCCUCCACUGAACACCGUCAGCGCUGCCGAUCGAGCCAGCAUCAGUAGUGCAUAUGCAGAUGCUAGCCGAACUGUGCUCAUCUUCUGUGUAGUAGUUAUCGGCAUAGCGCUAAUACUUACCUUCUUCGUCACCGACAAGGGAUUAAAGAGAGAAGAAGACGUUGUCGAAGAGAAGGUUCGAGAGGCAGAAAUGGGACACGAUCCGGAGAAUGAGACCAUUCCCAAGGAAAAGCCUGGUCUCGUCACACGAUUCAAGACAUGGAGGAAUUCAUUAGUGAAGGACGAGAAUAAUGCUGGCGUCAACAAGAGUCCACCUGUACCACUACAGAGUCGGGAUAGAGAGGAGGCUGUCACAACCGCUGCUUCCAAAAGUUCUUUAGAUCCUAAAUAG
Molecule: messenger RNA, 1767 nt
Organism: Aureobasidium melanogenum CBS 110374
Lineage: Eukaryota; Fungi; Ascomycota; Dothideomycetes; Dothideales; Saccotheciaceae
Product: putative major facilitator superfamily transporter
Exons: 1
Coding region: 1-1767 (588 amino acids)
Biological process (GO): transmembrane transport
Molecular function (GO): transmembrane transporter activity
Source: RefSeq, a predicted model, not a curated record